AUGGCUGGACUUUCAUCCACCAGAUCAACAAAGAGAAAGUUGUCUGCUAGUGCUAAGGCUGCAGAACCUGUGUCCAGGUCCUCCAAAGUCACCUUUCUGAGCCCGUCUCUCCUCCUCUUGGAAAUCCCUUCUGACGCCGACACCAGCCUCCCAGUGUGGAAGGCAUUGAGAGCCGAGCAGGCUGACAUCACCUGGACCGUCAAGCCCUAUGGCCUCAGCAUUAAUAUAACACCUCUGACCUCUAAGAAAGGAAAGCAUUCUGCUCCCAGCAAGAGUGAAAGCUCUUCCAGCAUGCCCAUCACUCACACUCAGCAGCAUGUUGCAUCGCAGAGCAGCUCCUGUGUGCUGCUUACCUUCCCCCAAAACACACAGUCUGUGUCACACCCUCUAAGUCCUAUUCCAGCCACUUCACUUAUUGUCUCCUUGCCGGUCAUUAUCGCCCAGGCCCAGCAUACCAGUCAGCCUACUGCUCCUGUCAACAAAGGGUCCAUAUCCUCCACCCAAACGCCAAGUGGAACCCCUACCAAGCAAACCACCGAAACCCCAUCUAAAGUGCCUGUCUCAUUUCACACAAAAGGCUGCUCCACCAUCCAAAUCUGUGACGACUUCCUCCUUGGUUUGUGUUCUGCAGGGGAGAAGUGUAAGAUGCACCACACUCCCUAUCCCUUUCACUGGCAGCUGUGGUGUGUUGCCAACCGCCAGUGGGUGGACAUUUCUCCUAGCUCUCAGGUCUUGCUGGAGAGGAUGUACUGCGACGUCAAUAAGGAUGCCAUUUGCCUCAAAAAUGGGAAUGCACGCUACACUUUGAAAUUUGACUCAAUGGAACUGGAUGACUCUUCCGUGUAUGAUGGAGUCAGGCGACUAUCUAACACUAACAGUAAGAUCAAGAACCCUCAUUUUGCCAGCCAAUCGAAAAUCUACUGGUGGAACAUCAGUUGGCAAGAGUACAACACGAGCGUGGCCGCUACAUUGCUAAAAAAGAUGAGCGAGAAGGAGUCAGAGUGUUUCUUCAGUGUCGGCUCACAGAAGUAUAAGGUGGACUUCACUACCAUGACCCAGACCAACGUCGCCACAGGGUUCCAGAGAGGCGUUCGCUGCAGACCCGCCUACCACUCUCUGGAUUCUAUGAAACCUUACUUGCAGACAGGAGUCCUGCCUGACUCAGCGGAACCUGACAGUAAUCCUCCUGAGGCCAACUUUAGUGUAGAUCCUCUGGAGGAGUUCAGUUCCUGGUACCCUCCGGCGUGGUGUUGGGCUUCAGAGCAGGAUUACAGUCUAGUGGAUGUUCCUACAGGCACUCCGGCCUAUAAACGGGUUCAAGAAUUCUUCAAUGAGAGCAUGCCUGAGACAAAGGUGGACAUCAUCAGCAUCCAGCAGGUCCAGAACCUAUUCCACUGGGACAAGUACCAAAGGCAAAAGCUAUACAUGCAGAAGCAGCAUGGAAAGGCCACCGGGAGUUUAGAGCGACAUCUCUUCCAUGGGACCACCAAAGAGGCCUCAGAGGAGAUCUGCACCAGCAACUUUGACCCUCGAGUGGCCGGGGUUAACGGAGCUUCCCACGGUCAUGGCACAUACUUUGCCACCGCUGCCUCCCUCUCCCACAUGUUCUCAGCCCAGUUCGGGCCAGAUGAAGUUUGCCACAUGUUCCUUGCCAAAGUCCUGGUGGGAAAGGUAACUGUGGGUAAGAGCCACUACCGCCGUCCACCCAAGCUCACCUUCAAGAAGAAGCAGCAUCGUCUGUAUGACGCCUGUGUUGACAACGUGAACCUUCCCACCAUGUUUGUUGUUUUUGAUAGCUGUCAGUGCUACCCAUACUACCUAAUCAAAUAUAAAAACCUACCCAAAGAGAUAGACAUUUAA
Molecule: messenger RNA, 1860 nt
Organism: Pelmatolapia mariae (spotted tilapia)
Lineage: Eukaryota; Metazoa; Chordata; Actinopteri; Cichliformes; Cichlidae
Product: protein mono-ADP-ribosyltransferase TIPARP-like
Exons: 6
Coding region: 1-1860 (619 amino acids)
Cellular component (GO): nucleus
Molecular function (GO): NAD+ poly-ADP-ribosyltransferase activity; metal ion binding; NAD+-protein mono-ADP-ribosyltransferase activity
Source: RefSeq, a predicted model, not a curated record